GGUAUGCACACAAAGAGUGUGAUGAGGACGGAGAAUGGUUUAAGCAUCCACUAACAAACAAAACCUGGUCCAAUUAUACAACCUGUGUAAAUCUGGAUGAUUUAGAGUGGAAGCACAGCAUUAAUCUUAUAUCUGAAGUGGGCUAUUGCAUAUCAUUAAUAGCAAUAUUACUAUCACUAGCGAUAUUGGGAUAUUUCAAAUCCUUGAAAUGCGCACGUAUAACACUGCACAUGAAUCUAUUCACUUCCUUUGCAGCUAACAACUCACUAUGGUUGGUAUGGUAUUUAGUGAUAAUACCAGAUACAGAACUACUACAUCAGAGUCCCGCCACUUGCGUUGCACUGCACAUCAUACUACACUACUUCCUUCUGACCAACUACUCAUGGAUGCUCUGCGAGGGUUUUUAUUUGCAUACGGUGCUGGUAUCCGCAUUUAUAUCUGAAAAAAAGUUGGUGAAAUGGUUGAUUGCAUUUGGCUGGGGUUCGCCAGCUAUUGUAAUUUUUAUUUAUAGUUUGGCGCGUGGACUUGGCGGUAUUGGUGAUGAAGUUGUGCACUGCUGGAUGAAUUCUACUGAUUAUACCAAUAUUCUCGUUGUACCUGUUUGCAUUUCAAUGUUCCUCAAUUUGCUUUUUCUGUGCAAUAUUGUGCGCGUAGUGAUGCUUAAGCUUAAGGCUCCAGCCAGCAUUCAAGGAAACUGUGGGCCAUCACGUACUGUACUGCAAGCAUUUCGCGCCACAUUACUACUUGUGCCACUUUUGGGCUUGCAGUAUAUUGUGACACCAUUCCGUCCUGAUCCUGGCCACCCAUGGGAGCACACCUACGAAGUUGUAUCAGCUUUUACCGCAUCCUUUCAAGGUUUAUGCGUAGCCACCCUAUUCUGCUUUUUCAACGGUGAGGUCAUCGCACAAGUGAAACGGAAAUGGCGUACAGUAUGCUUCAGUAACAGACCACGUGCGAAUUCCUACACAGCCACUCAGGUCUCGGUAAGAUUUUUAUAGAUGUCUGUGUUUGUAUCUUUGUAAUAUGUGUACGUCUCGUGUAUAAACGUAAAAUUAAAGGAA
Teleopsis dalmanni is the source of this 1061-nucleotide messenger RNA. Its product is annotated as calcitonin gene-related peptide type 1 receptor-like. Gene Ontology annotation, cellular component: plasma membrane. Gene Ontology annotation, biological process: adenylate cyclase-modulating G protein-coupled receptor signaling pathway; cell surface receptor signaling pathway. The record is from RefSeq and is a predicted model, not a curated record. NCBI's taxonomy places the organism in Eukaryota, Metazoa, Arthropoda, Insecta, Diptera, Diopsidae. Gene Ontology annotation, molecular function: calcitonin receptor activity.